CAACUUUGAAUUCAGGCUAUUGAUUUCUGAUAUUAUUUUCCCUUCAACCUGCAUCAUUGUGAGUGAUUGAUUUGUCUUUUCGUUAUCCCCCCACAUCCCCCUUUCUCCAUUGUCCCGCAAAUGGGAAAGUGUUCUUUGUCGGAGGAAGAAAGUGGGCUGUUCAAGAUUUUGGUGUGCAUAAUUCUCUGCCCCCCAAUCCCUCUUUACUUUGCUUCCUUCGCUGGCGGACGGAGCUCAAGUCGUUCUUUAGCUUUUUCAAUUCUACGUGGGGAAUUCUCGUACCUGACAUUAUUAGAAGUUGCACCUGUCGAGUCUGCUUCAAAAUACAAAGGUACACAGAAAGAAUCUUUUGAGUGCGUCGUUUAAAUGAGAUUGGAGAUGCUCCUGUCUUUGCUGCUGUGUGCCAUCUGUCCGCUCAUCCUACCGUCCUCCUCUACCCCCAGCCAAGCCUCAGAUGACUCCAGACUCCUACAGGUGACCAUCCCUACGACCCCUCCCUUAUCUGCCGUCUUGGGGGGCUCUCUUACCCUACCUUGCCUGGUGUCUCUGUCCCACCCGCCCCCCAACACGAAUGGCCGCCACGCAGUCCUCUCCCUACCCAGGGUCAAGUGGAGCAUGCUGUCCCAGGGGCACGAGACUGAGAUCCUGGUGGCCCGAGGGGACAGGGUGAAGGUCAGUGAGGCCUACAAGGACAGAGCCUCCCUGCUCCAUUACGCUUCCUCCCCGGCCGACCUCACCCUGAGGCUGGAUGGCCUGCAGUACAACGACUCUGGCUUCUACCGCUGUGAGGUGCAGCAGGGCCUGGAGGAUGCCGACGGUGUGGCUCAGGUCAAGGUCAAAGGGGUGGUGUUCCACUACCGGGAUGCUUCCAGUCGCUAUGCCUUUACCUUUGCGCAGGCCCGGGAUGCCUGUGAAGAGAUCGGGGCUCACAUCGCCACCCCAGAGCAGCUCAUGGCAGCCUACCACAGUGGCUAUGAGCAGUGUGAUGCGGGCUGGCUCUCAGACCACUCAGUGAGAUAUCCCAUCCAGAUGCCACGAGAGGGAUGUUUUGGAGACAUGGACGGGCAUCCUGGAGUGAGGAACUAUGGGCUGCUGGAACCUGAUGAGCUGUACGAUGUAUACUGUUAUGUGGAGAACAUAGAGGGGGAAGUGUUCCAUGGCUCUUCCCCCCGAAGUUUCACCCUGUGGGAAGCUAAGGCCUAUUGUCUGGCUCAGGGAGCGGAGCUGGCUACCACAGGUCAGCUGUAUGCAGCCUGGAAUGACGGACUGAACGCCUGCAGCCCGGGGUGGUUGGCUGAUGGGAGUGUACGCUACCCCAUUGUCACUCCCAGGGAGCGUUGUGGUGGAGGGGAGCCUGGGGUCAGGACUGUCUAUCGCCAUUUGAACCAGACAGGCUUUCCAGAGGCACACACUCGCCAUGACACUUACUGCUUCCGAGGCAACAGCAACACUCACACCGAAUCUCCCCAUGAUUACCUGGCAACAGAGCCAGAGGACAUCGGCCAGGACAUUGUGACGCUGUCUCAGCCUCUGGAGGAAUUCAGCCUGGGUCAGGUGACGGAGCAGGUGAUGAGCGAAGAAGUUCAGGGCUACCUGACUGCACUCCCUAUUCCAGCGGAGCAGCACCCAUCAGAGCAUAUAGAGGAGCAGGGGGCUGUCCCUGGGGAGCAGUACCCAGAGCAUGGAGCUGUCCCUGGGGAGCAGUACCCAGAGCAUGGAGCUGUCCCUGGGGAGCAGUACCCAGAGCAUGGAGCUGUCCCUGGGGAGCAGUACCCAGAGCAUGGAGCUGUCCCUGGGGAGCAGUACCCAGAGCAUGGAGCUGUCCCUGGAGAGCAGUACCCAGAGCAUGGGGCUGUCCCUGAAGAGCAGUACCCAGAGCAGGGGGCUGUCCCUGAAGAGCAGUACCCAGAGCAGGGAGCUGUCCCUGGGGAGCAUGGAGAAGAACAGGGGGUUGUUCCUGGAGAACACGGAGAGGAGCAGGGGGCUGUUACUGAGGAGGCGUACAUCAAGGAGGACGGAGAGGAGCAGGAGGCUGUGCCUGGGCUGCACAGAGAGGAACAGGGGGUUCAUCAUGGGGAGCAUUACCCAGACCAGCCUGGAGAGGAGCAGGGGGCUGUCGAUGGCCCGAGCCCUACUGUAGUCUAUCACGAGGAGCUACCCUUUCCGGUUGAACCCCAAGACCCAUUCACCCCCACAUCCUUCCCCCAAGACCUGGAGCCCACAGAGGACACAUGGCAGCUGGUGAAAGAGGUCAGCAACCCAGAAUCAUAUCAGCCUGCCCCUGAGGAGGCAAACCGAGAUUCAAACUACCCAGUCACACCCUAUGAUGAGCUGAAUGCAAACCCAACACUGUAUCCACCUUCUCCCGAGACAAAUUAUGAAUCAGAUGAUCUUACAACUGCUCAUGAAGACAACAUUGGUAUCCCCAAUCCCUACCAGCCCUCGUUAGAGUCAAACAUGGAAUCAGGAGAGCCCUCUAUAGAGGGUGUACCAGGGACUGCUCUGGAGGCCCCCGUGCCCACCACAGCAUAUGAGGAGGUGGACAGGUCCAGUGAUCCACAUCCCAUGCCUGGCACAACCCCUGAGAGUGGUGAGUCUCAGUAUGGUAUUUCAGAGGAAAGCCAUAUGCAAACAGAGAUCACCCAGGAGACCGAACACUACACUUUUACCUCUGAGACCACAGGCUCUAAUGUAUCAGGAGUUGAAGCCACUACUAGUUAUGACAGCUCUCCAGAGGGGCAACUGGAAAGCGGGCUGCCCAUACCUCCUGAGGAGGACCACUCCGGAGAUGAGCAUGUCAUCCAGGUGGAGCAUGUCACGGACACGGUCUACCCAAGCACCUCUUAUGACCUCUCAGGAGGGUCCAUCAGGCCUGAGGGAGCCAUCACUGGGGGUGUCGAGGAUACAUCUGUAUCUUCCACUUCACCUCAUGAGGAAACGGAGCUCUUCCCUGACCAGUCCACCACUCAGCCUCCAUACUGGGAGAACACACCUGAAUACCACCGAACCAACUCUGUGGACCACAGUGCCAGUGUCCUUCUCCCUGAGGAAAAUACCACAUCACUGGACUCAUUGGUCCUCCAGACAGGGGAGAACAGUGGCUCUGCUACGGCUGAGUCAGGAGACCUGGCGACCCAAAGCCCAGUGGAGAUGGACCCCUAUGAACUGAUCCCGACUUCUGAAUAUGCUUAUGACCCCACUCAGGAGCAGUCUGGUGUCACGUCACCCGACUCCUCUACCCUAGAUGACCAUGUGGAGCAGGAGGGAGGAGGCACAGUGGACUCAUUACCAGAAGUUUCCAAUGGUUCCACUGACCAGGAUGAGCACACUGACCUGGGUUCAGUUCCAACUGACGAAGUCCUUACAGUUAUUUAUGACACUGACUCUAGUGAAGCCUCUGGGGUCCACAAGGGAAUGCUUGACAUCACCCUUUUGACAUCCCCCAUACCUAUAACCUAUUCCCCCCCGACCCAGCGUUCCGUGGAAGCAGGGGCCAGCUCCCCAGGUGACUUCAUAACCGUCAUCCCAGAAUCCAGCGUUCCAUCUGGGUUUGAACCCCUGGAGGAAGGGCUGGAGAAGGUGGAGCAAGAGGGGUUGGGUGAAAUCCCAGAAGUAGUCAAAACUACUACCCCAGAGACAGCUUCUGGUGAGGAGGCGAGUGGAGGCAAGGAGAGUGGUCAGGAGGCGAGUGGAGGCAAGGAGAGUGGUCAGGAGGCGAGUGGAGGCAAGGAGAGUGGUCAGGAGGCGAGUGGAGAAGAGGAGAGUGGAGGCAAAGAGAGGGGUCAGGAGGCGAGUGGUCAGGAGGCGAGUGGAGGCAAGGAGAGUGGUCAGGAGGCGAGUGGAGACAAGGAGAGUGAUCUGAAGGUGAGUGGCCAAGAGGGAGUGGAGUCCGGCCUAGGAUCAGACGAGGAGCACUCUGAAUCUGCUGAAUCUGGAGAAAGCUCAGGGAUCCUUGAACCAGAAGUCCCAUACAUGAAUACAACUGUCAUUCCCAUCAAUGGCACAACUGUCAAUAGCACAGAUGAAAGCGAGCCCGAGUCGAGCACAGAUGCACCUUCUACUGAUAUGGAGAUCACGCUGCUCUCUGACUUGUCCCAGACCCCCCUGCCCUCCCCCACCAUACCCCAAGAGUCCCGGGCUGAUGUAAAUCUGGAGUACAGUGGGGAGACCUCACUCACUGAGGACCCUGACUCCAUCACUCCACUCACUAAGGAGCCUGAGGAGACCCCCAGCCCGACGCCCACCACAGAGGACUACGAUGACCAGACUACGACGGCAGCACCCCUAUAUCCAGAGGACGUUGAUGAGGAGAAACUGAUUACGAUUCAUACUACUCCAAGAUUUGGGAACAUUUCAGAUUCCUGCCAUGAGAAUCCUUGUUAUAACGGGGGAACAUGUGUUGACAGUGGGUCUUCAACCAAGUGCCUUUGCUUGCACACCUAUGGAGGAGACAUGUGCCAGACAGACCUGGAGGUGUGUGAGCCGGGUUGGGAAAAGUUCAUGGGCUUCUGUUACCGACAUUUCACCAAGCGCCAGGGCUGGGAGGUGGCAGAGCAGCACUGUCGUAUGUGUGGCGGUCACCUGAUCUCGGUCAUGACCCCUGAGGAACAGGACUACAUUAAUGAUAAGUACAGAGAGUACCAGUGGACGGGACUGAAUGACAGAACCAUAGAGGGAGACUUCCGCUGGUCUGACGGGAAUCCUCUGUUGUAUGAGAACUGGUACCGGGGCCAGCCUGACAGUUACUUCCUGUCUGGAGAGGACUGUGUGGUGAUGGUAUGGCAUGACGGGGGGCGCUGGAGCGAUGUGCCCUGUAACUACCACCUCUCCUACACCUGCAAGAAGGGCACCUCUUUCUGUGGCCAACCCCUCAUUGCCAAUGCCAAGGUGUUUGGUAAGUCGCGUCUGCGCUACGAGACCAACUCCAAGGUGCGCUACUACUGUGAAGAAGGAUUCAUCCAGACACAGAACCCCGUCAUUAAGUGCCUAUCCAACGGCCAAUGGGAGGAGGCUCUGAUCACCUGUCACCCUGCCCUGACCAACUUGGCAGAGAGAGAGCAGAAGGUCACGACGCCACCCUAUCAGAACGAGGGGGUGGAGGUGGUGGACACAGCCACGGAGAAAGCCACUUCAGAGUUCUGGGACAUCAAGUGGAACUAAUAACCUCAUCAAACUCAAUAUGCCCCUUCCCUCUGCCCCCUUCCCUGGAAUCCUAUGUUCCACUCAAAGACCGUCCAACCUUGUCCCUCCAACAAGGUGGAGCCUUGUAAAAUAAAUGUUCUCCCUGAGAACGAGUCAUCACAUUCCUGUCACCAGCGCUUUCCAGAAUAAACCCAUUUAGAACAUCAACAGACUUGAUCGAUCACACUUACAAUAAGAGUACAUCCUAACAUAAGGCCACUAUUAGAGGAAAUUGAUCACAUUUGCACAGUACAGUUUGUCAUUGGAAUGAGCUUUAACGAAGAUGUCCCAUCCAUCAUUGGGCUUGUUUGUUGCAUGUGGUUGUUGACUAGUGAAAUACUUCAAUAUCCACCUGUGCUACGACACUGUUGGAUUACUGUAUUUGACUGCUAGUAACAUAUAUUAUGACAUGUUUAUGAUGGUAUACAGUAUGAUUUUGAUGGAGAGUUUUAGUAAAGUGCAACCUAAAUCUCAACCUCAGCUGGUCUGACAUUAACUGAAGCCACGUUCCCACUCUCUGCCACAAAGACAGAAUUAAGAUUUCCACUUUUGUAUGCUUUUGUAUAAGAUCUCCUUAUCAAUCCACAUCUUCUCAAUUCCCACAACCCAAAGCAUUUUCUCAACAUGUCCUCUUAUGUGGUUCUUUGUUUUUCAGGUGUCUUAAACUUUAGACCCAAUAUUAGAAGCCGAUAUCCACUUUAAAAGUACUUGGUUUGAGAAUAGCCAGAAUCCAAAGUUUGUUAUUUUAAAACGUAAUCACUAAGAUACUAGGAAGAACAUGUGAAAAUGUCCACAAUGGUAUUUCAAUUUUCAUGCAUCAAUUACAUCAUUGUCUUAGUUCCAGUGGAAGUACUACUUUAUGUUGGUAGUGUUUAACAGUAAUCAAAUAAUUCUAAUUGUUAAUCCCAUUUGUUAAUCCCAUUUGUGACUGCACAAUUACACAAUGAACUUGUUAUGAAAGAAAAAAGGUCAUUGUAAAACUAAUUAAAACUUAAUUUUGUUAAUGUAGUCUGAGUUAUUGGAGAAUAGAAAAUAAACAUCUAAUAAAAUGAUUACAAUGUA
Messenger RNA from Oncorhynchus masou masou (cherry salmon), 6243 nucleotides. RefSeq names its product brevican core protein-like. The record is from RefSeq and is a predicted model, not a curated record. NCBI's taxonomy places the organism in Eukaryota, Metazoa, Chordata, Actinopteri, Salmoniformes, Salmonidae. Gene Ontology annotation, biological process: central nervous system development; cell adhesion; glial cell differentiation. Gene Ontology annotation, molecular function: hyaluronic acid binding. Gene Ontology annotation, cellular component: synapse; perineuronal net.